ACUUGCACUUUCACUGCACAACUAUAUAUAGAUAUGCUCCUUCGAUUUGUUUCAAUAACAAGGCCUUUAGGAACUGUUUCUUCUUUGCAUUCAAUCCAAAACCAUCUGAGAACUUACCGGAAAAAUCAUUUUCCGGCAAUUUUUUUUGCUAGUCAAAGACCCACUACAUUACUGUUUGUAAGAAUGGCUUCCGGCGAGCAGCAGUUUCCUCCUCAAAGGCAAGAGAAGCAGCCUGGGAAAGAACAUGUCAUGGACCCUAUCCCACACUAUGCCAUGUCCGAUAGCAAGCCCUCUGAUAAGCUCAGGGGAAAGGUGGCACUAGUCACUGGUGGAGACUCGGGAAUAGGACGUGCUGUGUGCUAUAGCUUUGCUCUUGAAGGAGCAACUGUGGCCUUCACUUAUGUGAGGAAACAAGAAGACAAAGAUGCACAAGAUACUAUUGAAAUCUUGAAGAAAAACAAGACUCCCGACGCCAAGGAGCCUAUAGCAAUAGCAGCGGAUUUAGGGUUUGAUGAUAAUUGCAAGAAAGUGGUUGAUGAAGUGGUAAAUGCAUAUGGGCGGAUUGAUAUUUUGGUUAACAAUGCAGCUGAGCAGUACAAAAGUAGCUCUGUUGAGGAAAUCGAUGAGGAGAGGCUCGAAAGGGUGUUCAGAACUAACAUCUUCUCCUACUUCUUCACAACCAGACAUUGUCUGAAGCACAUGAAAGAGGGCAGCUCUAUAAUCAACACGACAUCAGUUAAUGCAUACAAGGGAAAUAAGAAACUGCUUGAUUACACAGCAACUAAAGGGGCAAUAGUGGCUUUCACUAGAGGACUAGCACUUCAGCUAGUGAAAAAAGGCAUACGAGUCAAUGGUGUUGCUCCUGGACCUAUUUGGACUCCAUUGAUACCCUCUUCUUUCAGUGAAGAGGAGGUGGCUAACUUUGGGAAACAAACGCCUAUGCAGAGAGCUGGCCAGCCAAGUGAGGUUGCACCCUCUUAUGUGUUUCUUGCUUGUAACCAUUGCUCCUCUUAUAUCACUGGCCAAGUUCUUCACCCCAAUGGAGGCGUUAUUGUGAAUGGUUGAUGGAGAUAGCUGUGAAGAAAGUCAAAAGUUCUUUUUGUCUUUUUGUUAUAUAUCUAGAGUGUUGCUGGUUUAAUGGUGUCUCCUUCUAUAGCUUAUAUAGGUGUUAAAUGUCGUGUUUGUUUGGAUAAAUAAAAGUUGUACCCUUCUCAAAUGGGAUACACUGCUUGUGUGCUUGGAUGAUA
This is a messenger RNA of Jatropha curcas, 1247 nucleotides long. RefSeq names its product NADPH-dependent aldehyde reductase 1, chloroplastic. Gene Ontology annotation, molecular function: oxidoreductase activity. The record is from RefSeq and is a predicted model, not a curated record. Lineage: Eukaryota; Viridiplantae; Streptophyta; Magnoliopsida; Malpighiales; Euphorbiaceae.